AUGCCUUACUCAUCCCCCCAUCCCGGUCCUCGCUCUCCCCUCUCGCCCUCCUCCUACUCCUCAUCCUCCAGCUCCGCAUCCGAGCCAGAUCUCGACGAGCUCGACCUCUCCGAGUCCUUUGUCAUUAUUCGCGACGACGAGACCGAUGUUGAGUCCAACUCGACAGUCAGCACUGCCCUUCUCGAGCUCCUGUCCGACACCUCGUCCGAGCCGCGCCAUCCGGACAGCCUCGAAGGGUCGCUCGGCGAUCUGCGUGAUGUCGACAAUACCCUCAUCGCUGGCGGCGUAAGUGAAGACGAGGAUGACAUGGGUCUGAACGGGAGCUAUGCCGAUGCUGAGGCGACGGCAUCUCUGCUCACAGACUCAAGGGCCACUCUGGGCGCUGCGGAGAACACGCCUCUGCCCCAGCGUCCGGAGAUGCCAUCGAGGGAGACGGGAUCCACCUUCCGCUUCAUCUUCCCGGAGCCCGGAGCGUCCUUCUCCUCCGCUGGCACCUACACGGACCACCGCACGCCCAGCGCUAGCGUCGCUGACCUCCCGCCCUCACCGGUGUUCUCUCCCACAGUCGAGACGGCCAAUCCUAUCAUAAGCGGCACAGGGAAUGACGCGCCCUUUGCUCGGCUCAGCGAGGCGGCUCGGCGGACGAGCGACAAGACUCCUGUCAGGGGCGUGGAUGAGGGGUGGCUCAAGGACGCGCGGACAUGGGCGCCUACCACCCCCGGUCCGGUCGAGAUCAUGAUGCCGUCUUGGGAGAAGGGGCAGUAUGAUCUCUCGACGGAUAUUGCUCUGAACAUGCCGGUCCCGAGCGUCCAGGCCGUGGGGUCCGCUCUGCCCCAGGCGGAAAUGAGCGCGCAAGGCGGUGCUGAGGAGAAGCAGCUGUCCUUUCCGGUCGACGAGCGGCAGCUGCAGCUCAAGCGCGCUCUGAGGGCGGUCGUUGCUGCUGGAGCAGGUCAUGCGGGAAAUAGAUGGGGCUUGCUUGCGUUCGCAUCUUGCGCCUUGGCGAUCUUGAGCGCCUUUGGCCCCGGCGCCACGUACCUAAACAAGAGCACCAAGCCAUACUCGGCGUACAAUACCUCCUCGACCGGCGCGACCCACCCUCCGUCGUCCCAAAGCUGCAUCGCUCUGGACGAGGUGUUUGCUACCCCGGAGCCGGUCCCGGCAACCACAUCAAGCACGCACGCGGCUCGGUCACUCGCUACCCAGCUCAUUCCGGACUUUCAGAGCAUCCGGGAUGCCAUCUCGACCUUCACGUCGGGACCGAGCCGGGACGAACGGCCAGCUUCCGGUGACACAGACUCGGUCGUCGGCGAGCUCGCGGCCAACAAGCAGAGCUUCUGCUCCGGAUCGGCGGAUUCGUCGAACGUGGCCCUCACCGCUCCUGUUGCUACCAAGGGCGCUCUGUCAGUGUUCGACGACACAGGCUACAAGGUCUGGAUGCGGGCGAUGGCAAACAAGGUCGUUCGGCCAUCGGAUCCCAUCGUCCCUCCUGCCCCCUCAGAGCCCGCAACCAAGCCGCCUUGCAAUUGCACCUCCACCCCCUCGUCGGACUUACACAACCGGUACGACUACCUCCUCCAGCGUACGCGAGACUACGCUCUGUCUACCACAUCGGCCUUUGCGCAGCUCUACCACCCCAUGAUGCUGCAUCUCGACCACGAGCUACGCGAGAUCUCUCGCUUCGUCGCAUAUCUCGCCGAGCGCAAUAUCACCCAGUCCACCCUCCGGCGGCUCGACUCGGCUCGAAUCGGCGCAAAGGAGCUCCGUCGCCGACUUGCCCAAGUCAGCGAGCGGCACCGAGGGGUACAUACCGCUCAGCUGGAGUAUGUGACGCAGGUGGCCAGGAAGGUCUGGGCGAGUCUGGCAGAGGUGAAGAACAGGCGGAGAGAGGUCAAGGAGGAGUUCACACGUGUGAUAGUGCAUGGUGUGCAGGAGGGGUACGAGAAGAUUGGGGAGAAGGUGGAGGAAGUGAAGAUCGAGGGGGAGAAGAAGGUCAGGAAGGCGAAGAAGGGGUUGGAUCGGUUGAUUAAGCCCAGAGUGGUCGAUGAGGUCACCGCUGUGGAGGGUGGGGACGUGGUCGCGGUGGCGGUUUCUGCCGACAAGGCCGUAGCCGAAAGGAGGCGGAGAGGAUUCCGGCAGCGGUUCAACAGGAACGGACGCCGGAUGAGAGAGCAGCGGGCAGCGAGGCGGCAGCGGGAUAGAGACGGCAGCGGAGAUGCCCAGACAGACAAUGGGGUAGCGCGGCACGGAGCGGACGGAGCGGCCUCGGGUUCAAGUGGCCCGACAAGUGAUCAGGGUUGGACGAGGUGGAGAAGGCUUCUCGAUGCAGCUCACCAUGGCGCGAUUCAGGUCGUACUCGCGAACGCUGCUUGA
This is a messenger RNA of Dioszegia hungarica, 2370 nucleotides long. RefSeq lists its product as uncharacterized. The transcript is spliced from 3 exons. Lineage: Eukaryota; Fungi; Basidiomycota; Tremellomycetes; Tremellales; Bulleribasidiaceae. The coding region runs from base 1 to 2370 and encodes 789 amino acids. The record is from RefSeq and is a predicted model, not a curated record.